AUGAUCUUCGAGGUUCCAACGAAAUACUUUCCACCGACGACUGAUGCAGCCAAAGAAGUCAAGAAGACUGCCUACGUUAGUCCAUUCGAAAAAUUCUUGAGAACUGAGAUGGCUUCGAUGAAUAAAGUUCUCGGAGGUUCGAAUAAUGGAACCAAACUUUCUCUCUGCGACACCAUCAAGUCUACCAUCUCGUCAUCAUCCAAAGUCUUCAACUCAUCUUCUGGCACCGGGCUGGCAUCGGCAGUUGCUCAAAAGAUUGCUGACAUGUCAACGGAUUUUUCGACUUCUUUCAAAUUGACCUUGUAA
Caenorhabditis remanei is the source of this 306-nucleotide messenger RNA. RefSeq lists its product as uncharacterized. The transcript is spliced from 2 exons. Lineage: Eukaryota; Metazoa; Nematoda; Chromadorea; Rhabditida; Rhabditidae. The record is from RefSeq and is a predicted model, not a curated record. The coding region runs from base 1 to 306 and encodes 101 amino acids.